CCGUGGUCUUGCUUGCCGACUUUCUUCAUUGUCAUCACUCCUGUUUCGAAGCACAAACCCGACCUUGUGUGCAGACGACAUCGACAUAAUGGCCGCCGGCAAGGACAACAAGAAAGCCGCCCCCAAGGGCUCCAAGCAGGCCAAUGCUGCUGCCAAGGCCGCGCUCAAGGGUUCGCACUCCCACAAGCAGCGCAAGGUCCGGUUGAGCACUUCGUUCCACCGCCCCAAGACCCUGGUGGUUUCCCGCGCUCCCAAGUACCCGCGCAAGUCGAUCCCUCACCUGCCGCGCCUCGAUGAGCACAAGAUCGUCAUCCACCCUCUCAACACUGAGAGCGCCAUGAAGAAGAUGGAGGAGAACAACACCCUGGUCUUCAUCGUCGACGUCAAGGCCAACAAGGCCCAGAUCAAGCAGGCCCUGAAGAAGCUCUACGACAUUGAUACCGUCAAGAUCAACACCCUCAUCCGACCCGACGGCUCCAAGAAGGCCUAUGCUCGGCUGACGCCCGACGUCGAUGCCCUCGACAUCGCCGCCAACAAGCUGUCUCUGGUGUAGAGUGGUUGAGUGAUGAGGGGGCUAAUUUCCUUUUCAUUGCGGAUUGGUCUGGUCUUGAAUGCAAAGCACGGGCAUCGGGAAAUUAAAAGGCGCACUUGAAGCAUGUCAUUUACAAUGCAAAUGGAUGAUGAAGUCAAGACAGCCGAUCCUCAACCACCCCAGAGCGCAAACAAUAGUCGCAUUGUGAAUGCUUGUAGUUGCUGCGAAUGUCUGGGUGUCUAGCAACCCCGCUCUCUGAAUCUCUGCUUGUUUUCCUGCCAAACCCUUCACUUCUGAUCGUGAUGUAGGAUUCUACUCUUGC
Messenger RNA from Purpureocillium takamizusanense, 854 nucleotides. It is a transcript of the gene RPL25, whose product is annotated as 60S ribosomal protein L25. Gene Ontology annotation, cellular component: cytosolic large ribosomal subunit; ribosome. The record is from RefSeq and is a predicted model, not a curated record. Gene Ontology annotation, molecular function: structural constituent of ribosome. Bases 89 to 553 code for a protein of 154 amino acids. Gene Ontology annotation, biological process: ribosomal large subunit assembly; translation. Lineage: Eukaryota; Fungi; Ascomycota; Sordariomycetes; Hypocreales; Ophiocordycipitaceae. The transcript is spliced from 4 exons.